Messenger RNA from Peromyscus leucopus (white-footed mouse), 7702 nucleotides. RefSeq names its product zinc finger and BTB domain containing 16 (gene Zbtb16). Gene Ontology annotation, molecular function: protein binding; DNA-binding transcription factor activity, RNA polymerase II-specific; RNA polymerase II cis-regulatory region sequence-specific DNA binding. The record is from RefSeq and is a predicted model, not a curated record. Lineage: Eukaryota; Metazoa; Chordata; Mammalia; Rodentia; Cricetidae. The transcript is spliced from 7 exons. Gene Ontology annotation, biological process: regulation of transcription by RNA polymerase II. Bases 386 to 2407 code for a protein of 673 amino acids.
CGGGCUCGGCCGCCAGCACUAAAGAUGGAGAGGCGCCGGGGCCUCGCAGGGGAGGGGGCUCGGCGUUGACGUGGGACGCGGCGGAGGCGCCGCAGCCGGUGGUGAUUUGCUAACCUAGCGGCAGAGAGGAGUUAAGGGUGAUGAGAGCGGGUACUGCGAACUGCCGGGCGAUGCCGCCGUUGCCGCCGUGAGAUCCGGAGCAACAGUUCCCCAGCAACACCCCUUCCCCGAUCCAGGCACACCCCUCAUCCCCCCAGGCACGCACACCCACCCCAAGCUCCAGGCUCGGCAAGCGUCCCCUCUGCUCGCCCAGGAAGCCUACCCUGCCCCACCACGCAGAGCAAAGAAGGAAAGAGAGCCCCAUGCCUGAGCCAAGGGGAGCAUCAUGGAUCUGACAAAGAUGGGUAUGAUCCAGCUGCAGAACCCUAGCCACCCUACGGGGCUGCUGUGCAAGGCCAACCAGAUGCGACUGGCCGGGACUUUGUGCGAUGUGGUCAUCAUGGUGGACAGCCAGGAGUUCCAUGCCCACCGGACGGUGCUGGCCUGCACCAGCAAGAUGUUUGAGAUUCUCUUCCACCGAAACAGCCAGCACUAUACCCUGGACUUCCUCUCGCCAAAGACCUUCCAGCAGAUUCUGGAGUAUGCCUACACAGCCACACUGCAAGCUAAGGCAGAGGACCUGGAUGACCUGCUGUAUGCAGCUGAAAUCCUGGAAAUCGAGUACCUGGAGGAGCAGUGCCUGAAGAUCCUGGAGACCAUCCAGGCAUCCGAUGACAAUGACGCAGAGGCCACCAUGGCUGAUGGUGGGGGCGAAGAAGAAGAGGACCGCAAGGCUCGAUACCUCAAGAACAUCUUCAUCUCGAAGCAUUCCAGCGAGGAGAGUGGGUAUGCCAGCGUGGCUGGACAGAGCCUCCCUGGGCCUAUGGUGGACCAGAGCCCUUCGGUCUCCACCUCUUUUGGUCUUUCAGCCAUGAGUCCUACCAAGGCAGCAGUGGACAGUUUGAUGACCAUAGGACAGUCUCUCCUGCAAGGAACUCUUCAGCCACCUGCAGGGCCUGAAGAGCCCACACUGGUGGGGGGUGGGCGGCACCCUGGGGUGGCUGAGGUCAAGACAGAGAUGAUGCAGGUAGAUGAAGUCCCUGGCCAGGACAGCCCUGGGGCAGCUGAGUCCAGCAUCUCAGGAGGGAUCGGGGACAAGCUUGAAGAAAGGAGCAAAGAGGGGCCUGGGACUCCCACUAGAAGCAGCGUCAUCACCAGUGCCAGGGAGCUUCAUUAUGGGCGAGAAGAGAGUGGUGAGCAGCCGUCCCCUCCUGUUGAAGCUGGUCAGGGACCCCCCGGGCGACAGGAGCCCCUGGUACCCCCAGUGGAGAAGCAUUUGGGCAUCUACUCAGUGUUGCCCAACCAUAAGGCCGAUGCUGUGUUGAGCAUGCCGUCGUCAGGGACCUCUGGUCUCCAUGUGCAACCUGCCCUGGCCGUCUCCAUGGACUUCAGCACCUAUGGGGGCCUGCUGCCUCAGGGCUUCAUCCAGAGGGAGCUGUUCAGCAAGCUGGGUGAGCUGGCUGUGGGCAUGAAGGCCGAGAGCCGUCCUCUGGGGGAGCAGUGCAGCGUGUGUGGGGUCGAGCUUCCGGACAACGAGGCCGUGGAGCAGCACAGGAAGCUGCACAGUGGGAUGAAGACAUACGGGUGUGAGCUCUGUGGAAAGCGGUUCCUGGAUAGUUUGCGACUGAGAAUGCAUUUACUGGCUCAUUCAGCGGGUGCCAAAGCCUUUGUGUGUGAUCAGUGUGGUGCCCAGUUCUCAAAGGAGGAUGCUCUGGAGACACACAGACAGACCCACACUGGCACGGACAUGGCUGUUUUCUGUCUGCUGUGUGGGAAGCGCUUCCAGGCACAGAGCGCGCUCCAGCAGCACAUGGAGGUGCAUGCAGGCGUGCGUAGCUACAUCUGCAGCGAGUGCAACCGCACCUUUCCCAGCCACACGGCUCUCAAACGCCACCUUCGCUCACAUACAGGUGACCACCCCUAUGAGUGUGAGUUCUGUGGCAGCUGCUUCCGGGAUGAGAGCACGCUCAAGAGCCACAAGCGCAUCCACACUGGCGAGAAACCCUAUGAGUGCAAUGGGUGCGGCAAGAAAUUCAGCCUCAAGCACCAGUUGGAAACCCACUACAGGGUUCACACAGGUGAGAAGCCCUUCGAGUGCAAACUCUGCCACCAGCGCUCACGAGACUACUCGGCCAUGAUCAAGCACCUGAGAACGCACAAUGGCGCCUCACCCUACCAGUGCACCAUCUGCACGGAGUACUGCCCCAGCCUCUCCUCCAUGCAGAAGCACAUGAAGGGCCACAAGCCGGAGGAGAUCCCACCCGACUGGAGGAUAGAGAAGACGUACCUCUACCUGUGUUAUGUUUGAAGGGGGGACCCCCCGCGCACACACGGUAGAACAGCGGCGGGAGCCCGCAAAGAUGAGCUAGAGCGAGAUAAAGUGGAAAGACUGUGCAGAGAAAAGAAAAGGGAAAUAGAAAAGAAAGAGAGAGAGAGAGAGAGAGAGAGAAAGGAAACUCGGUAGUUACUUGGCCUUGGAUUCCUUCUGGAGUUUCCGGUGAUGGGGCUGUCACACCGAUGCCCUUUCCCUGGGGUCUCUGCCCUCCUUGGUUCUCUUGGGUGGGUGGGGUGGUGGUUUUGCUCAUUCACACAGUGGCAUAUUUUUCUCCUCCCCACAACUUAGACCUUCCUCUUGUGUCCAGAAAUGGAAACCAGGAAGCAAGUGUGAGGUCCUCUGGUCAGAGCCACUGCCUCUGCCCUCUCUCUUCGCUUCUCCUCCUCUGAAGAGGGUGGGAGGGGAGCAGAGAGGGCAGCUGGAGGCAGUGAGGGGUGGUGUCUCUGGCUGAUGCUCAGAGUGGCAGCUCUGGCAUCACUGGGGGCAGACUGGGAAGGGAAAGGCUCUCUGCUCUGCCCAGCCAUACCUGGUGCCCUCAUGGUCUCAGAGAGCCUUGUGGCUCUUCUCACCCUUCAGCUCCCGGCACCUGCUUGAUAAUUGUCCUCUGGUCACAAGGGGCUCACGCCCUGUGUGGAUCUGGACUCUGUCUUUCUUAGGUCCCUCCUGGGGAGAGCUGUGUCAGAUUCCAGAGCCCCUUCCUUCCUUCCCUCCCUCAGCUUUCAGACAACAUGGAACAAAAUAAAUCCGCACUGUACCCUAGCCAAACCCCCUCAGGAGCAAGAUUCCCGCCGGUCUGCUUUCUGCUCGCAAAAAGGAAACAAAACAAAACAGAAAACCAACUAAAUGUAUUCCAUCCCGCCAUCCAAACAAGCACACAUCGCUGUGACCCCCGCUUCAGCCCCUGGGGGGCAGGAAUGCCAUCCUAUUGAAAGGUCCGGUUGUCCAAAAGAAGGAGUGGAUGAUGCCCUCCUGCAGGUGAACUUGACCUGGGAAUAGAUGCCCUGCCUGGGCACGGUGGGAGGACUAGCCAUGGGGGAAGUUGCUAUCACACUGAGGAUCCUUUACCCCAGAUCCGGAGAUUAGCACCGAAUUCCUGGCUCAGGUCCCCCCCCCCCCACCCCCGAAGCCCCUAGGGAGCAGGGAGGAGGAGCUGAUGGCGCUUUGGCCUCUUGUUAUGUUUGCUUUUAGCACAUUGUACUUGAAUUACCUCAGUUUUUAUUUUUUGUGACCUCAUGAGCUUUUCGAACCCCAUCUCUUUUUUUUAUCCUUUUGGUUGAGGGGGGAGGGGGGGUUAUUGGAGGAACGAGGAGGGUGUACUUUUCUGUUGUAGCAUAAGUUAAUAGUUGGCUUUGAAUCUGACCUGGUCGAGGCCCUCCCCUUCUCUGGCUGGAAGCUGUCAGAAAAAGUGGACCACUCAGGAUCUGAAUGGAAGGCCAGGAGGGCUGAGAAGGUGGUGGGAAUGGAGAGAAUGACAGGUGGGUGGGUGGUUUCUCACUGCUCCUGUCGCGCCGCGUCCAAGUCACACGCAGCAGCACCAUCCAGGGCUCAGACCAGCAGUGCCCAGCUUUAGUUCAGCCUGAAACACUUUAGAGAAAAGUCCAACUGCUCCUAGAGUUACCUGGGCUGUUGAGGCUUAAGGGGGGGAGGGGCUGUUAUUAAGAUCUAUACGACCACAUGGCCCCCUCCUGUGCUGUUCUCACUGCUAAAACUGGUAUAUUUAUUUCAUGGCUGGCAUGCAUGUGAGGAGUGGACCGGCCUGGUUUUGUUGUGCUGGGUGGGGCAUUGUUUUUCUAAAAGCUACCUCUUCUGUUUGUCCAGUCUUUUCGUUCCUUCGGCAUUUCUGCCUCCUCCCACCCUCCAAGUCUCCCCACCCUGAAUUUUGGAAAGCACAUUUGCGAUAAUCCCUUUUGCUUUGGGAUGACCCCUCCCUUUCAUUUCCUGCGCUACGUAUAAGCUAAUUGUUGUUUUCUUCCUCCUCCUCCUCUUUCUCUGAGAGAGUUGUAGCUGUGUUUUGAUCUUAGGUUUUAAAAAGUGGUUUAGGGAAGCCGUUGGCAGGGCCGAAGGACUGUGAAGAAUAACAGAGAAAUCCGAGGGAUGAGCGCUGCUGUGCCCACUCCCCCUAUCUCUCGGCCAGGCCCCCAUCCCCCCGCCCCCAUCUUCCCCUUCCAGCUCAUCCACCGUAUCUGAAGGCCUUAAACAUUGUGUGUUGGGAGGAUGUGGGUUUGGGGGUGCUCGCCUCUCCAGUGUGAGCUAGGGAUGGUAAGGUACAGAGGGCGCUAUUUUGGAACUAUAGUUAGUGGUGACUUAGUGCAUUGGGAAGGUGAAAAGGUUAAACUUGAAAUAUGUGACCAGAACAGCUGUCAUGUUUAUAAUGUGAAAAGAGAAUCUUGUUAGGGAAGAGCCGUCUUUAAAAAUCAGUGUGCACUGUGGCUUCCUCCCCAGUCCAGGGAGGUAAAGUGAGACCUGCUCGCCUUCAGGGGCUCUGCCGAUCGCAGAAAACAGUAUUUUUAGCAGUAAGAUGUCAUUCAGAAUUGAUGGCGAAGGGAAAAAUAUCCAACUAUUCCAUAGAACUGGCUGGUCCCUUGCUUCUCAGCCCUUCCCACUCGGCCUCCACACACCCCCCCUCCCUGCCCCGCCCAAUUAUAAAAGUAUGAGAGGACUGAGCAGAUCCUUUGCAAAUUGUAAUAUUUUUGUAGCAUUUGUUAGUUCCUUCUUCAGUUCUGCAGGAACGUGCUCUGUCCUUUUGUAAUGUGAAUGGGGGGGGGGAUUUAAAAAGAGAAAAAGUUAAAAAAAAAAAAAAAAGCUCAUCGCCAUCAACAGCAAAAUAUCCCUUUGUACGUAUGUGCGUGUCUGUACGCGUGUAUGGGCUUGUGUCGUGUGCGUGUGCGUGCGUAUAUGUGUGUGUGUGUGGCUGGAGAUGAAGCCAUGCUGUGUUGUCUGCGCUGCUCUCUCAGUGUUGAAUGGUACUCACUCAACACCUGCCUGCCCCAUCUGCCCCUGAGGAUUCUGGGGAUCCUAGCAGAGGCAGGGACAGCUUCGAAGGGACACUUUCCUUGUUUCCCUUGCAGCCCAGACCCCAAGAUGUUCCAACAUGCCUCUCCCCCACUCACAAAGAGGAAAUGGUUUUAAAAUUGCCAGGGCCUUUUCCGCUGGGCUUGAUGGCCACCGGGCAGGUAGGGGGCUGUCUGUCGAGAAACCUUCUGGAGCACCUGGAGUUGGGGAGGCUAGAAGGGUGGAGGCGCUUUCCUUCCCAGGGAAGCCUGAACUGUAUUUACUCCACUCCUCUUGGAGACUUCCCGGAUGCCACUCCUCUGCCUUUGGCUGUGUUCUUACAGAACCCCUGACUUGCUGCUGCCUUAUCCGGCUCUGUGACCUUCUCCCGCCUCGCAAAUCCAAGCUGCUUACUGGUCCCUCCCCUUGCCCAGCUUCUACGAAUGAACCCCUUAAUGCUUUGGGUGACAUUGACCCUUCCCUCGGUGCCCCUCCCCCCUCGCUCCUUUGCUCAUUUAAAGCAUUAAAAUCCUAUGUGUAUAUGGGAUAGACAAAUAUAUAUAUAUAUAUAGAAAGAGAUAUAGCAAGAGAGAUAUAAAAUAGAAAAACGUCUUUGCUGCUUGGCUGCUUUACAUGAAGAAGAGGAAGGCAGAUCUGGGGUACAAGGGUGGGUCGGAAGGCUGGGGGAACCCAGUGAUUCAGUACAAUCCAGGGAUGCCACACGGGCUUAUUUAAAUCUCUGUGCCUGAACAGUUUUUUCAUGUUGAGAAAAAAAAAAAAAAAAAAACCUGCUGCAAAUUUUGACAAGUAUAUGGUACGCUUCCAGAUGUGAUGGGUGCGACCUGGAAGAGAGGGCCAGGUCCCUCCUUGGAGGAGAGAGAGCAGGAAGCACUUUUGGUCUUGGGCCAUGGGUAGGGGGAGUAGAGUGGGUAGACUUUUGGCCAAUCCCCUGGCAAGCCAGACUAGGGUGGACACUGGGGACACUGAUGUGUGAGACAGAUGCACAAAGAGCUGGGGUUCCGUUGGUUUAUUUUUCCUUCUGCUUGUUUUGCGUCCCCACCUUCCAACCGAUGGUCUCCUAGCCUCCUGGAACUUCCAGCUUCGUUCCUGUGGCUGCACUUACUGGAGAUGCCUCUAGGAGGACUAAGAGCAAAACUAAGGAAGUGGGGGAAGAGAUGCCCAAAGGAAGAGUGCAGGACAAACAGAGUAGAUGGGAUCAGAGGACAGCGUGAGGAGAAAGGAGGAAAAGCCCCAGCAAGCCUGCCUGCCAGCAGCUCUGAGUCCUCGGCUCCUGGGUGGCCCACUUUGCAGACAGGGUCCCAUCUCCCCGCGUGUAUCAUAGUAUCUGUUCACAUAGUGUUAUGCAUGAAUCCUUGUGAGGUGAAGAACCGUCAUGAUGCACCACGCCAUUGCCCUAUAUAUAAAGAUAAAGAUAUAUAUAUAUAUAUAUGUAUGUAUGUAUGUAUGUGUAUGUAAGUUAUAGCACUGAGGGCCCCGUGGCCCUGCUGGACCAAGCAAAACUAAGCCUUUUGGUUUGGGUGUUACGGUUUUUUUUUCUUUUUUGUUUUGUUUUGUUUUGGCUUGUCCGAUGUUGUACGAGCACAAGUGCCAGUCCGGUUGCUUUGUAUCACAGAACAGUGUUUUUUAAUUCAUCGAUGUUCUAGUUGAUGUCUACCUCAGCGCCUCCUCUUAGCCUGAUUCUAGGAGGUUGCCCAAUUUGGUUUCUUCAAUUGUAUCGGUUCUUUUUCGUUGUUGUACAAAUCAACCUCCCCACCCUUGUCUCUUUCUCCUUCUUCCUCCCCUCUCUCCCCUUGCCCAUCCUCUUCUCUUCUCCCCCCGCCCCCCUGCCUCACAGUCCUCCAAUCCAGAUUGCCAGUUCUUUCUGUCCCUUCCAAGUGUGUGCGCGCGCGCUCCCGAUUGCCGCUUAUCCACACCUGCCUUCGUUCCGUGUAGAUGGAUGCGUUUCUUCGUAACUUCAGUGUUUCUGACAAGAUUUAAAAAAAACAAACAAAAAAAAAAACAAAAACAAAAAAAAGAAAAAAAAAAUGAAAAAAAAUGAAUUUACUGCUGCAGGUUUUUUUCCCAUGUGUCACGAAGUGAAGUUUGUGCCUUCUAUAGCAAAGAGAAUAUUUUUUACAUCCUACUAACAGUAGAUUUUUUUGUAGUGAACAUUUUUUGUAUUUUUAUUUAUAAGUCUCAUAAGAAAAAUAGCGAUGUUCAGUUGUAUACCUUGAAUCUGCAGUUAGAAGAGAAUAAAGUUAAUUCAGUUGUCUCUGG